AUGGACGAAGUGGUUCCAGGCCUAUGGGUAGGUGGGGUGCGAGCCGCAAUGGAUGUUGACUAUCUCUCGCGGGCAGGCGUAACAAAUAUCAUCACAUGCAUGAAGCAGAACAUCCCGGUACCACGGCCGCUCGCAGACGGGAGAACAAUCACGAGGGAGCAUAUGAAGCAUGUCCGGAUCGACGACGAAGAAAAGGCACCUAUCUUGGUGCAUUUUGCAGACUGCAACGAGUUGAUCGCCGAGCAGCUGAAAGAGGAAUGGAUUCCCGACACUCCCGACAUCUCCACCACAACCGACGAUGAGAUGGCGGAGGAGGAACAAGUCGAUCAAGUGCAACACCUCGUGGCAGGCCGACAGAAGCGAGGUGGGCAAUGGGGGACAUGGCAGACCACCGGAGCUGGCACCGUACUUGUUCACUGCCAAGCUGGCUGUUCUCGCUCAAUCGCCAUCGUUGCGGCCUACCUGAUGCACACUCGGCGCAUCUCUGCCGCUACAGCUGUCUGUAUGCUGCAGAAGCGAAGGAAAGAUGCAGAGCCCAACAAGGGGUUCAUGGCUCAACUGGAGCUGUACGAGCAAGUUGGCUACGAGAUCGACAUGAAGUGGCAGGCAGUCAGACGGUACUUGAUGAGCAAGACCGACAUUCUCAAUGGCGAUAGUAUCGACGAUAUGUUGCUCAGCUACUAUCCCAGUCCGUAUCUGAGUCCGGCAUUGGGUGCGAGCGGGUUGAAAGGCUUUACUGCUAUCAAGCCGCUUCCACCAGCUCAUAAUGCAAGUGCCAGUACGGAAGUCGGCGAUGAUGGCGGAUUGAGUGUCGAGAAUCAGCCUACAGCAAUCACAAAAUCGCGCAGAAAUUCCACAAGCAACGCAAAAAUGCGUUCUUGUUCGGCAUCUUCUUGUUCCAUCUCUUCCAACACUUGUCCAACAUCAGCACCGAGGAUCUCGCUUCUUUCGUCCAUCGCACCAUCACCAACGACGGCGAACAGCACUCACAACUCGGUCGGAAAUUUCGAUAGGCAGUUGUCCACCAUGGUCACUCCUUCCACCGACGCUGGACCGUCUACUGGUAGCAGCAGCGCCAACACGGAAGUCAAAGUCACAGCCAACUCAUCCGGCCGUCUUCCUGGCGGUGUUAGGAAUAUUCGCGGACAUGAGGGUCUCAACAACCGAGGAGCCUUGCCAAAGCCACAGUUCACGGGACCAAAGCUGAGAUGCAAAGGAUGUAGGAGAGAGUUGGCGGCGCACGACCACGUCGUGAUUCAUGAGCCGGGUAAAGGGCAGAUGGCCUUCGAUCACAGUAGAAGGGAUACUGGGCAUGCGGAAUUGAACAAGAUCAGCGAUAUUCGCGAGAGUGCCCAGCAAGAUGGAGCAGCAGCACUAUCGGUGGAGAGUGCUGUGAAUGGAGAGGCUGCAGUGGCAACGACAACCGAACAAAGCACCGAGACUGAUGCAAGUCCACCAAAACCGCCAGGCAUCCAAACGGCAGCAUCACUAGCAUCUCAACUACCACCUCACCUAGCCGCUCUCCGUCGUGGCGGCAACCGACGACAACCUCCACCACUUGCCACCUCGACCCUCCCGCACGCACCGCACGCACCGCACGCACCGCACACAUUGCCACUACGGACAACUAGGUCGAUGAACAGCAUGCUCAAAUCACCGGCAUGCAGCAGCUACUUUAUCGAACCGAUGGCCUGGAUGUCGCAUCUUUCCAGCGGACAAGUGACGGGCAGAUUGAACUGUCCAAGUGCCAAAUGUGGCGCAAAACUGGGUAGUUGGGAUUGGGCAGGCAUGCAGUGUGCAUGUGGAAGUUGGGUUACUCCCGCCUUUGCGCUCCAUCGGAGCAAGGUCGAUGAGAUUUGA
Messenger RNA from Ustilago hordei, 1860 nucleotides. RefSeq lists its product as uncharacterized. The transcript has a single exon. The coding region runs from base 1 to 1860 and encodes 619 amino acids. The record is from RefSeq and is a predicted model, not a curated record. Gene Ontology annotation, cellular component: nucleus. Gene Ontology annotation, biological process: protein dephosphorylation. NCBI's taxonomy places the organism in Eukaryota, Fungi, Basidiomycota, Ustilaginomycetes, Ustilaginales, Ustilaginaceae. Gene Ontology annotation, molecular function: protein tyrosine/serine/threonine phosphatase activity.